Molecule: messenger RNA, 677 nt
Organism: Eurytemora carolleeae
Lineage: Eukaryota; Metazoa; Arthropoda; Copepoda; Calanoida; Temoridae
Exons: 10
Coding region: 43-582 (179 amino acids)
Source: RefSeq, a predicted model, not a curated record
AAUUUUAUUAUUAGUUUAUGUUCCAGGCUGCCUACCUGAAUCAUGUUUCCUAGAAAAAUGAUAGUCCUACUAGUGAUAACAGUAGGUAUUCAUGCUCAAAAAAUCAGGAGAAAGAACAAUCGAAAAAGCAGUAAUCUUGUUUUUGUUCCUGAGCCGAAAGAUUCUUCAGAGCCACGCAUAACAAAAUGUGGGAAGCCUGAUACUGAUGGAGAGGUAUGCUUAACAGGACAAAUAUGUGUUGCAAGGAUAAAGAGGUGUAAAGGCAUAAAGCGUGAAUGUGAACCAGUUGGGAGCUCUUGUUGUGGAGACCCAAGAACUGUUGGUAAACAAUGCAAAGAGGGAGGUCGAUGUUUGCGCUUUGACGAUGGUGUAUCAGAAUGUGUUGGAGCAAAAACAGCAUCAACAACAACUACAACUACCACUACUACAACAACAACAACUACAACAUGUACCCAAAUAUGUGAUGCAGUAAUUGGGAGUGACUAUCAGUAUCAAGAAUAUCUUCCUGGCCUUCCGCCAAAUCUACCGCAGAACUGUGUGUGUGCAAAUCCAAUUGCAUCUGGAGAUCUCUAUAAAAAAUGAGAAACUAGGGCCAAACUUUGCAGAUGCAACUCCAAUUGAAACUGUGGGUGCUAAUUAUUUAAAAUUGAUAAAAAUAAAUUAUAUUUUAAGUAAAA